GAGGGAGAUCUCCUCCUUGGCUCACACCCGUCAGUGUGGCAGUGUGAUUUUGACUGACUGGCUGACUGACGGGGGACUCUGGAGGAAACACACAGGGAGAAGGGACGACACGCACACUCCGGGUUUCUUUUUUUUCUGUCAUCGUUGUCACGGCUGAUGGUUUUCUAGCUGCGCCGCCUGUAUCCACCUCAGCAUCGGAUUUUGCUUCAUUUCUCCCCUCCUUGAUUGGCUGAACCGGGGCUGAACCCAGCCAACCUGGGCCGGGCUGUGGGGCUGUUCAGCGAGCCUUAUAGCUGAAGUUGGCACCCGAGAUGAGCGCCUGGAGACCCGGGAGCGGGGCUCUCUCUUCGCCGGGGAGAGGGUCUGGGUCGUGGCGGUGCUGGUGGUGGUGGGUUAUGUUAAUCGGGGUGGCCGUGGGCUCCGGGGAUCCGUGGAUGUCCGCGGAGGCAUGUCUGUCGUCUUGUUCUUGCAGCGGCACCAGGAUCUCCUGUGUGGACCCGGAGCGGGGUAUCAGUGCUUUCCCCGUCCUGCAGAGCGAGGCGGAGAUGGAGAACAUCACCGACAUCUACAUCGCCAACCAGAGCAGCUUCUCCUCCAUCAACGACAAAGACCUGCACUACUACAAGAAUCUCAGGAACCUAACGGUGACCAACAGCAGGCUCACAUAUGUAUCAAAGCUGGCCUUUCAAAACAACCUCAAGCUACAGUACCUGAAUCUGAAAGAUAACAACCUGUCAUCGCUGUCCUGGAGGAUAUUCAAACACCUCAACAUCUCUUAUCUGAUCCUGACAGGGAACCCUCUGCACUGCUCCUGUGAGAACAUGUGGAUCAAGCUGUUGUUAGGAGAGGAAGCAGACACUCAGGAGCUGCGCUGCAUCGAGGAUGGAGGAGGACGCAAGCUGCUGUCCAAACUGACACUACCUAACUGUGAGGUUCCCAUGGCAACGUUAAGCCCAUCCAAAGUGACAUUAAUGGAGGGGAAGCACGUGGACCUGUCCUGUACAACCUCUGGCGUACCCUCACCUGAGCUGAUAUGGAACAUGGCGUUGGUCUCCAACUAUGAGAUCUUGACAUCAGGCCAGAUUUCAGUGCUGCGACUGUUCAACCUGUCGUCAUUGGACCACAACAGCAAGAUCAGCUGCACGGCUGAGAACAUUGUUGGAGAGAAAGAGUCAUCACUGCUGCUAGACAUACUUUUUCCUCCCAAAAUCACUAAGCUGAGUGAUGCAAUCCCUGACCAUCACUGGUGCAUCCCCUUCAGUGUGGCAGGAAACCCAGAGCCGCAGCUACAGUGGUAUCUGGAUGGUGAAGCGGUGACGGAGGGGAUCUACAUCAUGACCAUAAUCCAUGACAUCACAGAGAGAGAGUACCACGGCUGCCUGCAGCUGGACAGCCCCACACACCUCAACAACGGCCGCUACACACUCAUGGCUAAAAACCAAACGUUUCUGAAUUUAACAGACUGUUCUGGCUUUUCUGGAACGGAGAAGGAGCCUUACUAUUAUGAUCUAACCACAGAGGGCCCCUCGGCAGACCCUCCUGAAGACAGAGUCGCUGUGUAUGUGGUGGUGGGGAUCGCUGCUGUCGCCUUCACCGGUUUCCUUCUAAUGUUGGUUAUUCUCAAAUUUGGAGGAAACUCCAAGUUUGGCAUCAAAGGACCAUCGUCGGUCAUCAGUAAUGACGAUGACUCGGCCUCUCCUCUGCACCACGUCUCCAACGGCAGCAACACUCCCUCUUCCUCAGAAAUGGGCCCUGACGCUGUAAUCAUCGGCAUGACAAAGAUCCCGGUGAUAGAAAACCCUCAGUACUUCAGGAGCACAAACAGCCUGCUCAAAACUGACACGUUCGUCCAGCAUAUCAAGAGACACAACAUUGUGCUGAAGAGAGAGCUGGGAGAGGGAGCCUUCGGAAAAGUCUUCCUGGCCGAGUGUUACAACCUCUCACCCGACCAGGAGAAGAUACUGGUGGCUGUCAAGACACUAAAAGAGGCCAGUGAAAAUGCCAGGAAGGAUUUCCACCGUGAGGCUGAGCUGCUGACCAACCUUCAGCAUGAACACAUUGUCACUUUCUAUGGAGUCUGCGUGGAGAGCGACCCACUCAUCAUGGUUUUUGAGUACAUGAAACAUGGAGACCUAAACAAGUUCCUCAGGGCUCACGGUCCUGAUGCAGUUCUGAUGGCAGAGGGUCAGACCACCAGACCUGUGGAGCUGACCCAGUCUCAGAUGCUGCACAUCGCCCAGCAGAUAGCAUCUGGCAUGGUCUACUUGGCAUCGCAGCACUUUGUGCACCGUGACCUAGCCACCAGGAACUGCCUGGUGGGCGAGAAUCUGCUGGUAAAGAUCGGAGACUUUGGCAUGUCCAGAGAUGUCUACAGCACUGACUACUACAGGGUAGGUGUCGGAGGUCACACCAUGCUGCCAAUCCGCUGGAUGCCCCCUGAAAGCAUCAUGUACAGAAAGUUCACCACAGAGAGUGAUGUCUGGAGUCUAGGAGUUGUUCUUUGGGAGAUCUUUACCUAUGGAAAACAACCAUGGUACCAACUCUCCAAUAAUGAGGUGAUAGAGUGUAUAACCCAGGGCAGAGUGCUGCAGCGCCCCAGGACCUGUCCUAAAGAAGUGUACGACCUGAUGCUGGGCUGCUGGCAGAGAGAGCCGCACAUGAGACUCAACAUCAAAGAAAUCCACGGUCUGCUCCUCAAUCUGGCCAAAGCCUCACCUGUAUACCUGGAUAUACUGGGCUGAACACAGGGGGAGGACCAAGGAUGUGUGUGUGUGAGUGUGUGUUUAGGU
Plectropomus leopardus (leopard coralgrouper) is the source of this 2789-nucleotide messenger RNA. Lineage: Eukaryota; Metazoa; Chordata; Actinopteri; Perciformes; Serranidae. The record is from RefSeq and is a predicted model, not a curated record.